Molecule: messenger RNA, 171 nt
Organism: Cynocephalus volans (Philippine flying lemur)
Lineage: Eukaryota; Metazoa; Chordata; Mammalia; Dermoptera; Cynocephalidae
Product: small ribosomal subunit protein uS14-like
Exons: 1
Cellular component (GO): cytosolic small ribosomal subunit
Molecular function (GO): zinc ion binding; structural constituent of ribosome
Source: RefSeq, a predicted model, not a curated record
AUGGGUCACUAGCAGGUCUACUGGAGCCACCUGUGAAAAUCCAAUCAGGGUUUUUGCUCUUGCCAUGUCUGCUCAAACCAGCAUGGCCUGAGCCAGAUAUAUGGAGUCAGUAUGUGUCACUGGUGCUUCUGUCUGUAUGCAGAGGAUAUAGGCUUCAUCAAGUUGCACUAA